Molecule: messenger RNA, 6344 nt
Organism: Anoplopoma fimbria (sablefish)
Lineage: Eukaryota; Metazoa; Chordata; Actinopteri; Perciformes; Anoplopomatidae
Gene: abl1
Product: c-abl oncogene 1, non-receptor tyrosine kinase
Exons: 11
Coding region: 503-3844 (1113 amino acids)
Biological process (GO): protein phosphorylation; regulation of apoptotic process
Molecular function (GO): protein binding; ATP binding; non-membrane spanning protein tyrosine kinase activity
Source: RefSeq, a predicted model, not a curated record
GCACGAGUAGUUCCUGUGCCUCAGAUACACACUCGGACAGGAGAGAGGAAUGGCACCGUUCAGACUGACCUACUGCCCACUCAACUGACACAUCUACAGGUCUGGCAAGCUUUUUGGACCAAACCUGCGCUUUUGGAUCGUUGUUGUAACUUACAGAAGUGGAGCUAACCAAAACCCCAAGAGAAAAAGGGGGGGGAAAAAAACAUGGAGACGCUCAGAAGAGAAAGUUGAUAGACUUUGCCGGACAGCGGACUCUGCUUUUCUCUGUUUCGGAAAGGAGUGAGAGGAAAAAGAGGAUUUACAGCAGCUGAAAGGACUGAGGAAAAGAAAACCAGUGAAUUUCAAAAGCUAUUUUGGCUUGGUGCCGUUUUUUUCCUUUUGUCCUUUUCUUGUCUCCUGUUUGAACUUUUUUCCUGUUGGACACAUGUAGAGGGGAAACGUUCGAGGGACGUCCGAUUUGAACAAGCAACAACAUUUUCAAGCGGGAAGGGAAAGAAAGCAAAUGAAAAUGUUGGAGAUAUGCCUGAAAUUGGUGGGGUGUAAAUCUAAGAAAGGCCUCUCGUCCUCCUCCAGCUGUUACUUGGAAGAAGCUCUCCAGAGACCAGACUUUGAGAGUCAGGGUCUGACAGAAGCGGCCCGCUGGAACUCCAAAGAGAACCUGUUGGCCGGACCCAGCGAGAAUGACCCCAACCUGUUUGUCGCACUCUAUGACUUUGUGGCCAGCGGCGACAACACACUCAGCAUUACUAAAGGAGAGAAGCUGCGUGUGCUGGGUUACAACCACAACGGCGAGUGGUGCGAGGCACAGACCAAGAAUGGCCAGGGAUGGGUGCCAUCCAACUACAUCACUCCAGUCAACAGCCUGGAGAAGCACAGCUGGUACCAUGGACCCGUGUCACGCAACGCUGCAGAGUACCUGCUCAGCUCGGGCAUCAACGGAAGCUUUCUGGUGCGGGAGAGCGAGAGCAGCCCCGGCCAGAGGUCUAUCUCUCUGCGGUACGAGGGGAGAGUCUACCAUUACAGGAUUAACACUGCGUCUGACGGCAAGAAUCUCUUUCUCCUUCAGCUGUACGUCUCGUCGGAAAGCCGUUUCAACACGCUGGCGGAGCUGGUGCACCACCAUUCCACGGUGUCCGACGGCCUCAUCACCACGCUGCACUACCCGGCGCCGAAGCGCAACAAGCCAACCAUCUACGGAGUCUCUCCCAACUACGACAAGUGGGAGAUGGAGCGCACUGACAUCACCAUGAAGCACAAGCUGGGAGGGGGCCAGUACGGGGAGGUGUACGAGGGCGUUUGGAAGAAGUACAACCUCACUGUGGCCGUCAAGACACUAAAGGAGGAUACGAUGGAGGUGGAGGAGUUUCUCAAAGAGGCUGCUGUCAUGAAAGAGAUCAAACACCCCAACCUGGUACAACUGUUAGGUGUGUGCACGCGGGAACCACCGUUCUACAUUAUCACAGAGUUCAUGACCCAUGGUAACCUACUAGACUACCUGAGGGAGUGCAACAGAGAGGAGGUGAAUGCGGUGGUGCUGCUCCACAUGGCCACACAGAUAUCCUCUGCUAUGGAAUACCUGGAGAAAAAAAACUUUAUACACAGGGACCUGGCUGCCCGUAACUGUCUGGUCGGGGAGAACCACCUUGUAAAGGUCGCGGACUUCGGCCUGAGCCGGCUGAUGACUGGUGACACCUACACGGCUCAUGCUGGGGCCAAGUUCCCCAUCAAGUGGACCGCUCCAGAGAGUCUGGCCUACAACAAGUUCUCUAUCAAAUCUGAUGUCUGGGCAUUUGGUGUGCUGCUGUGGGAGAUCGCCACCUACGGCAUGUCUCCCUACCCCGGCAUCGACCUGUCCCAGGUGUACGAGCUGCUGGAGAAAGACUACCGCAUGGACCGACCAGAGGGCUGCCCCGAGAAGGUCUACGAGCUCAUGAGGGACUGUUGGAGGUGGAACCCUUCAGAACGUCCGUCUUUUGCCGAGACACACCAAGCCUUCGAGACCAUGUUCCAGGAGUCAAGCAUCUCAGAUGAGGUGGAAAAAGAGCUCGGCAAGAAAGGGAAGAAGGCAACAUUAGGUCCCAUCCAGCAGGCUCCAGAGCUGCCCACCAAAACCAGAACUCUCCGCAAGAACAUGGAUAACCGGGAUGGAGAUAGUCCAGACCUUUUGGAGCCGGAUGUAGCUGUGUCUUCACCCAUGCUCCCCAGGAAAGAGCGCCCCCUCCUGGACAGUAACCUGAAUGAGGACGACCGCUUGAUACCCAAAGACAAGGACAAGACACGAGGCAGUGGCUUUCUCAGCCUCAUAAAGAAGAAGAAGAAGAAUGCACCAGCUCCACCCAAACGCAGCUCCUCUUUCAGGGAGAUGGACAUCCAUCCUGACAGGAGGGGCGUGACUCCAGAUCUUCGAGACAGUGAGAGCUUCAACAACGGUGCAUCUUUGGCCAUCAACGACAUCACGCACGGCCUCGACUCCGCAAAGUUCCUGAGUAACAAUAAUGGGGCAGGGGGCCUCACCAACGGGGCUCCAACCUACCCGGGGCCUUUAUUUCCCAGGAAGAAGGGAGCUCCUGCCGUGCCCGGCCCCGGAGGGAAAGCGGCUACAACACCGCCCAGCGAGGAGGAAUCAAUGUCCAACUCCAAGCGUUUCCUGUGGUCCUCCAGCAUGGCAACUGGCUCAGACGGCACUGAAUGGAAGUCUGUCACACUUCCGCGAGACCUCGGCCAGCGGCACUUUGACUCGGGCACCUUCGGGGGCAAGCCGGCUCUGCCACGCAAGAGAACCAGCGAGCAAAAAGGGGAGAACGCCCCUCGAAAGGGCACCCUGACUCCCCCGCCACGUCUGAACACCUUAUCAGAUGUUUCCUCUGCAUUCCUAGGCAGAGACACUGAUAUCAGUCCUGGUUCCAGUCCCCAGACAUUAACACCUAAGGUGGUCAGGAGACCCGGGCUGGGGGGACUGGAGAACUCCAAGACCAGCGCUCUCCACGCGGAGCUUCUCAAGCCCAAUGUGUUCCCUGCUUUGGGGGCAGCUGGAGAAGAGUGCAGGGCCCGCAGACACAGGCACCCUGUGGACUCGUCGUCAGUCAGGGAAAGAGGAAAGUUACAGAAACCCAAGCCAGCACCACCUCCACCACCCACCAAUGCCAAAACGGGCAAGGUUUCCCGCAGUCCCACUCAAGAGCUCCCGUCUCCCUCAUCCAUCACCUCAGAGAUCAAAGCUAAGGGCCUCCCUUCUUUCUCAGAGCCCCACCACACAACCACUGCCAGUGACCAAGCGCGUUCUCCCCUCAGUGAGGGCUCCAAGAAGCUGCCCCUGGGCUCCACCUCCAAACCUCAACCGUUAAAGACCUCCUCCUCCUCCACUUCAGUGAGCACCUCCCUCUCCAGCCAGAGCCUAGGAGGCUUCUCCUCCUCCCUCACCUCCCCCGGCGACCUGAGCUCGCCCACUGCUUUCAUCCCCUUAGUGAACACCCGACGCUCCCUCCGCAAGACUGCACCCCGCCAGGCCGCCGAGCGCACCCCGAACUCGGCUGUGACACGGAAGAUGGUGCUGGAAGGCACCGAGCUGCUCCGCGCCGCCAUUUGCCGCAACUCGGAGCAGACGGGCAGCCACAGCGCCGUGCUGGAGGCCGGCAAGAACCUGUCCAAGUACUGCGUGAGCUACGUCGACUCCAUACAGCAGAUGAGGAACAAGUUCGCCUUCCGCGAGGCCAUCAACAAGCUUGAGAACAGCCUGCGUGAGCUGCAGAUCUGCCCCACCGCCACAGGGGGUGCCAAUGCACAGCAGGACUUCAGCAAGCUGCUGUCCUCCGUCAAAGAGAUUAGUGACAUUGUUCAGAGGUAGCGCCAUAAAAACUUAAACUACCAACAUAUAAAACUGACAUGAACCGUAUCUAAGACUACCCUUUUUUCUGAGAAUGCGCAUGAACUGCGGCAGAUGCCGAGCUUGCGUCGGAGAUCUGAGGGUAAAGCCUGCAGGAGAGCAGCAGCAGCAGCAGAGUGAAGGUUUCACACCACAGUACACUCUGAAACACUUCAGCCUGUGGUUAUUGUUGAUGGAAUCUCUCCGGCGACGUCGUCAGACAGAGAUGCAAUAUUGAAAAGCCUUAACAUUGAACGAACAGUGUCUUCUGGCCUUCAUGAGAGGCGAGGGGCCAAUUCUUAAUCAACAUGACUUUUCACCAAUCAUUUUUGAAAUGAUCAUGUCUUAUGUAUUCUAGUUGUGUGUCGUCGUCGUCGUCCCCCCUUCAUCCAUGACCCCAGUAGAAAAGAGGCCUGUGAUAUUUGUUUCCAUCACUGUUAGUGUUCGGUUUUUCAUUGAUGCCGAUGACAAUGAGCAAAAAACAAACACUUUAACCUCAACUCGUUCUAGGAUGCCUUCUAAGACUUAAACGACUGAUCUCGCAGUUUCCUGUAAGAAUUCGGGAGCUUCUGGAACCACAGUGUUAUGACAUGAAGCCUCUGUCCAACACAUCCCAACAUUUUGCCAUUUCAUCAGUGAUUGGUCGUGUGCUGAGUGACGGAAACGUGCCAGUGAUUGUUCUGUAUGAAUGCCUUUUGCAGUAUUUGCAACCAUGUGCCAUAAAAUAAUAAUGGGAGCAAGCAAAUGAGGCAGAAUGAGCUGGUGGCCUUCACCUUUGGUAACAAAUAGUGCCUUAAACACAUUUGGCAGAGCUGUUGAAGAUUUGCCACAUUACAAGUGCAGAAUUGUGGUUACAGAUAGCCGUGUCUUCAAUUUUGUUUAUUGGAUGUGUGAUGCCAUACCAAAAAAAAAAUGUUAUCUCCAGUCUGUACUGGAGAGGGACCAGGGUGCACGAUCUGCUACUUAGUGGAUCUGACUGUUGUUUUAUGUUGUCCUUAGACUGGACCUUUUUUAUUAUUUUCAUUAAACUGACCCAACUUUCUUUACAUGCCAGUCACAGAAGCCAUCAGUAGCAGCUCGGCCUCGCAACAGCAUGCUGUUUGAUCUGUUAAGGGGGGUCAGACUGAAAAAGUGUCACUUCUGACCACUGAGGGACAUCAUGGCCGUUUCUCAAUAUGUGAACUUCUCUGUACUUGUGUCCUCGUGAACUUGUGAAACGUCAUCUAGCGCGGCCCAAGUACUGUUCCAAUACACAAGUUCGCAUCCAGCCAAGUACGGUCCAGAUACCCGGAAGUGUCCUCGCUCCGCCCAUUAUAUCGGGGAUGCAUCGGAGGAGACUUGUGUGGACUUUGGACAGCCAAGUCUCCCAGAAUGCAUUUCACCAGCAAACAAGAGACGACAGUGGCGGAGACGACUCACAACUGUCAGUUAUAACUGUCUAAAUACUGCUGUUGUUGUGUAACGGAAUUUAGUUUUAACAUUUUUUUAAGCGAGAAUGUAGUUAAGACUUAAAAUAUGCGGUCAAUUUAUCAAGAUAGAGCCUGUUUGAAAAAAGCGCCGACGUUUGUCGGAGAUAUGAGAGGACCAGAGAGGAGACCGGGCGGUGGUGCUCAUGCAUCCCGCUGACAGCAGCCUGAUCUCGGCAAGGCCUCUCCAGAUGUGCCGCUGGCUCCGGUGUCUCUGUGGUUGUGGUUGGAGAUGUAACACAAAACAUAUACAUAUUAAUAUUUUAAUAUUUUCUAAAUGAAAACGAAAAAAGGCAGGGUUGUGUUUUAUAUCAUAUUUCGUUUUAUUGUCAAUAUAUAUGACUGAAGAUAACCGGAGUAAGCGGGACCGACGAGCUGAGUUGGUGACGUUGGUGACAUCAAGUUCGCUGCUGUUCCAAUUGCAAAAUGACCGUACUGCGUCCUCCCGAGUCGAACUAUCCAAGUAUGAACUUGCAAGUUUGCAAGUCCAUACUUGACCAUACUUGGUAUUGAGAAACGGCCAUGUCGAUGGAGGGCUUAUGUCACGUGGCCAAAAUGCUGUUUCAGAGGCUUUCCACCCCAGCAGAAAAAAUAUAAAUAUAUAUAUCCUGGGGGAAACACUGGACUGAAAUGUUUAUGGAUCUGUCACUUGCUGUCUUACAAGAUAAUGAAUAAGCGAGAAGCUGACCAUUACAGACUAAAAGAACCCAUGAAUUUCCACUGUAACGUCGUACGUUCCUUUAUGCCCGUCAGUAACUCUUGGACAUUCUCAGCAUUCGUGCUGUGGUCGCCUCACCCCCGUGUGCCCUAUCUGACUGCGAUGCCUGACCGACACAAGUCAACUGCAAGCUGCCUUGACUUCAACAUGGUACUGUUAGUGUUGGCUCUCUAUUUUUUUUAUUCUGCUCCUUACCACCAUACCACUACUCAUCUUUAAUGUCUAAAGCCUCCUCACCAAUUUUGUAGACAAACUUUGCUUUCCUUUGUAAAUAUGUUUUCUGUUUUCCUAUUUCUCU